UAGUUGCUCGUCGUCACGACCGUAUACAGACUCGUCACUCUGUAGCAAGAAAAUCUUUCAGAUCGCCGGAGAGGCAUCUAGUGCUGAGGAUGCUGACGCCGAGGAGAGCGGAGGUGGGUCCCGAGGAAAUCGGGGACGGGCCCGGUGACAAGGGUACGAGCAACGCGACGAGCGGCUCGGUCACACCAGGCGGUUCCUACGAGAAUGGCGACAAUUCGAAGGAGUUCCUGUCGACCGGGAGGACCGGCAGGAGGAAUGCAUUACCGAAUAUCCUUGGCCGACAUGCCGAGACUGGCCUUUCCGAUCUAUCGGAUCGUUUCGAGGAACUGUCCACUCACACAGAUCAUUCCACCAAAAGCGGGCAGGAUCCGAAUAUACCAAGCACCUCGAAACAGCACGGCUGACAUGUCCGUGAGGCUUCGUAGCGGAUCUUGCCGUAGCUGAUCUUGCUCGCGACACACUGGGCCUUCCCAUCACCGAUGACGAUGACGAUGAGGAUGCAAUGGAAGCAUGUAUCGUUUCUGUGAACAAAAUCCUCGAACAUUCUUUGACUCACAUUAUUAACGCGAUAGAAUGUAUUGAUAGUACGACUGACACGCAUAAACGACGAAUCUAACACGAUAUGUCAUGUCUGCUGGAAUGUUAGAAAAUAAAAAUACGGGAAAUUGACAGAGUUGGACUCAAAGCGAACCGAGGGAAAAUUGAAGGCUUCAAAUCAAGAAAUCGUAAAAUUGUAAAUUGUAAGAUUUGCUCUCAACUUUGCAGAUCUUACAAAUUAUGGAUUUAACUUGUUUGUAUAUGCAAUGAAUUUUUCGAAUAGCUCUCAAAGGGAACCAAUGACUUUUUACCGUUAAGGUAAGACCGACUCGCGACUCGAAUAAAGAAAUACUAGCAGGAUUAAUUUUGCCAGACAAAAAGUCCAAUAGCUUUCGCGUGAAACGUUAGAAUCAUGCAGGUUAAAAGUGAGAUAUGCUUUAACUCAUUAUCAGUGGAAAACGAAAGCAGAUAAAUAAAU
Messenger RNA from Mycetomoellerius zeteki, 1015 nucleotides. RefSeq names its product cAMP-dependent protein kinase inhibitor beta. The transcript has 3 exons. Gene Ontology annotation, molecular function: cAMP-dependent protein kinase inhibitor activity. The record is from RefSeq and is a predicted model, not a curated record. NCBI's taxonomy places the organism in Eukaryota, Metazoa, Arthropoda, Insecta, Hymenoptera, Formicidae. Gene Ontology annotation, biological process: negative regulation of protein kinase activity. The coding region runs from base 90 to 404 and encodes 104 amino acids.